AUGGAUUCACCAUCAGAGAAAAUGAGAUUGUGUAUCAAUGUAAAGGAGCUAAAUAAUGUCAAAACGGUAGGUAUUUGUGGGAUGGGUGGCAUUGAAAAAACAACUAUUGCUAGUGUCAUCUUCAAGGAAAUGCAAUGCCAAUUUGAGGGUAGUGCUUUUCUUGCGGAUGUUAGAGAAACUUCAAGAAAAUAUGGUUUGAUCACUUUACAAAGGCGACUUUUAUGUGCAACAUUGAUGGAAAGAGACAUAGAUGUGUACGAUGUGCACAAUGGAGUUUAUCACAUAAAAAAUAGGCUAUCUCGGAAGAAGGUUUUGGUCCUUCUUGAUGAUGUUGAUGAGUUGGAGCAAUUAGAAUUAUUAGUUGGAAAAAAAGAUGAAAACUGGUUUGGAGUUGGAAGUAGAAUCAUAAUAACGACAAGGGAUGAACAUUUGUUGAUCCAACAUGAAGUAGAUCAAAUAUAUAGGGUUGAAGAGUUAAAUCAUCAUGAAGCCCUUCAACUCUUUUGCUUGAAAGCCUUCAAGAAAGAUUGUCCACCACAAGAUUACAUGGAGCUAUCCAACAAAGCUGUAAACUAUGCAGGUGGCCUCCCAUUAGCGCUUAAUGUUUUGGGUUCCUCCUUGUAUGCUAGAUCUGUGAAAGAAUGGAGCAGUGCAUUGAAGAAGUUGAAAGAAAUUCCCAAUGAAAAAAUUCUAAAAUCCCAACCAUACCUUGCAAAUUACUCUUACAAACUUGAUAUGAACCUUUUACUUUGA
Hevea brasiliensis (rubber tree) is the source of this 753-nucleotide messenger RNA. RefSeq names its product disease resistance protein Roq1-like. Bases 1 to 753 code for a protein of 250 amino acids. NCBI's taxonomy places the organism in Eukaryota, Viridiplantae, Streptophyta, Magnoliopsida, Malpighiales, Euphorbiaceae. Gene Ontology annotation, molecular function: ADP binding. Gene Ontology annotation, biological process: defense response. The transcript has 2 exons. The record is from RefSeq and is a predicted model, not a curated record.